Molecule: messenger RNA, 387 nt
Organism: Lathyrus sativus (Indian pea)
Lineage: Eukaryota; Viridiplantae; Streptophyta; Magnoliopsida; Fabales; Fabaceae
Source: the annotation of a GenBank genome assembly
AUGCUCUGUUUGCAGGCGUAUGGACCUAGUAUGCUCCCUACCCUGAAUAUCGGCGGCGAUGUUGUUCUCGUCGAACAUCUAUCUCCGCGGAUUGGGAAAAUUGGUCAUGGUGAUUUGGUUCUUGUACGGUCACCUUUGAACCCUAAUCGGAACUUGACAAAGCGUGUUGUUGCUAUGGAAGGGGAUACUGUUACUUUCUUUGAUGCUUCGGGCUCUGAUUCCUCUCGAACUGCUGUGGUGCCAAAGGGGCAUGUUUGGAUUCAAGGAGAUAACAUCUAUGCUUCCCGUGAUUCACGUCACUUUGGUCCUGUUCCAUAUGGCCUUAUAAAAGGAAAAGUGUUUUUUAGGGUUUGGCCACCCAGUAGCUUUGGACUGCUAGAUAAUUGA